CCAAUGGCAGGAAGUGAACAAUCUCGCUGUGUAAGAUGGCGACUUGGGUAACUACCUCUCGGUAAGCCCCAAGCCUGUCCUUUUCAUCCAAAUGAACUCUUCACGCGAUCGCACAGUUUUUCUUGUUUAAACAUGCGCAACUGUCUUCAGAUGCCAAAGUCUAUUGAAGGCCCGCCAUCUUAUCUUUUGAACCUUUUGCCACCAACGCUCCUUACCAAGAAAGCAAGGAAAUCAGUUGAUGCCUGGCUCAUUCGUUGGCCUACUAUCUGUGCAAUCCUACUUGAGAUGUACUAUUUGGCUCACUCUCAACUUCCAGAUCCCUCUGACCACCUUGGUGAACCUUUCGUCAAACGUCUUCUUCAUAUAAAAUAUCGAUUUUCUGAUAGUUGUCAUCACUCUCACUUUAACUCUUUUACAUUUUCCCUUUAAUUCCAAAAGGGUUUGCAUUCCUUUUUCACAGCGACCUGACCAGAGCAAAGCAAUAGAAAUAUUACGUGCUUAUUGGUCAUUUUAUUUUAAUAUUAUCGAAUAAAUCAUAAAAUCUGA
Rhizopus microsporus ATCC 52813 is the source of this 546-nucleotide messenger RNA. RefSeq lists its product as uncharacterized. Lineage: Eukaryota; Fungi; Mucoromycota; Mucoromycetes; Mucorales; Rhizopodaceae. The coding region runs from base 133 to 429 and encodes 98 amino acids. The record is from RefSeq and is a predicted model, not a curated record. The transcript has a single exon.